Tupaia belangeri chinensis (Chinese tree shrew) is the source of this 3121-nucleotide messenger RNA. It is a transcript of the gene MSH4, whose product is annotated as mutS homolog 4. Gene Ontology annotation, molecular function: ATP-dependent DNA damage sensor activity; ATP binding; mismatched DNA binding. Gene Ontology annotation, biological process: mismatch repair; reciprocal meiotic recombination. The record is from RefSeq and is a predicted model, not a curated record. Gene Ontology annotation, cellular component: nucleus. The coding region runs from base 215 to 3121 and encodes 968 amino acids. NCBI's taxonomy places the organism in Eukaryota, Metazoa, Chordata, Mammalia, Scandentia, Tupaiidae. The transcript is spliced from 20 exons.
AGCUGAGAGCACUGCCUGGAUGCAACUUAGCCCUAGAUGCCAUGUGAGCAAAGAUGGCCACGUGUGGUAAACUGGGCAUGCGCGCGCCUGCGCAGUUCCUCCAGCUGAGCCGUAUCAAUUUGCGCCUGCGCGUUGCUUCCCGCCCUUUUAGUGGUGCCACUUGUGCCUAGGCUACGCAGAGGGCCAAGACGUCUAUUCUCCGGAAGGACUGAGGAUGCUGAGGAACGAGGUCAUGUCAACUUCGCCUUCGGUCCCAGCAGCUUCCUCCUCAUCUGUAGAUGUUCACUUACAUGGUCCCCGCCACGGUUUUGGCCCCCAGGAGACCCCUCAGAGCCGCCCUUCAGUCCAGGCCUUCUCGGAGUCGACUCUCCUGCGCACAUCCGGAGCCGCGGGUGACCGGAGCAGCAGCAGCAGUGUCUCUCGCCAACCGCCAAGCUUCCAGCCAGCUCCAGGAAAGGCGUGGUUGGGUGGGAGGGUCUCUGUCAACUCGAGGCUUGGGGAGCGCGGGUGGAGGUUACCACAAAAGCCACUCAGCAGUGGUUUGGAUGGAGGAUGUUCCUACUUUGGAAACAAAAGAUCAUAUGCAGGAAAUACAGUUACAUCAAAUUUUACUUUUGGUACAAGCUCAUCUUCUGCACGAGAUACUUAUUAUCCUCAGAUACUUAAAACUCCACUGUCCACUGGAAAUCCCCAGAGAUCAGGUUAUAAAAAUUGGACACCGCAAAUGGGAUAUUCAGCUACAUCCUCAUCUGCAGUUUCUGCACAUGCUCCAUCAGUUAUUGCAGCUGUUGUAGAAGGAAGAGGACUUGCCAGAGGUGAAAUAGGGAUGGCAAGUAUUGAUUUGAAAAGCCCACAAAUUAUAUUAUCCCAGUUUGCAGACAACACAACGUAUGCAAAGGUGAUCACUAAACUCAAAAUUUUAUCACCUUUGGAAAUAAUAAUGUCAAAUACAGCUUGUGUUGUGGGGAAUUCAACCAAGUUGUUUACUUUGAUCACAGAAAAUUUUAAGACUGUUAAUUUCACUACUAUUCAAAGGAAAUACUUCAAUGAAACAAAAGGAUUAGAGUACAUUGAACAGUUAUGCAUAGCAGAAUUCAGCACUGUCCUAAUGGAAGUUCAGUCCAAGUAUUACUGCCUUGCAGCUGUUGCAGCUUUGUUAAAAUACGUUGAAUUUAUUCAAAAUUCAGUUUAUGCACCAAAAUCUCUGAAGGUUUGUUUCCAGGGUAGUGAACAGACAGCCAUGAUAGAUUCAUCAUCAGCUCAAAAUCUUGAAUUAUUAAUUAAUAAUCAAGAUUGUAGGAAUAAUCACACUCUCUUUGGUGUUCUGAAUUAUACCAAAACUCCUGGAGGGAGUAGAAGACUUCGUUCUAAUAUAUUAGAACCUCUGAUUGAUGUUGAAACCAUUAACAUGAGAUUAGAUUGUGUUCAAGAACUACUUCAAGAUGAGGAACUCUUUUUUGGACUCCAGUCAGUUAUAUCAAGAUUUCUUGAUACAGAGCAGCUUCUUUCUGUCUUAGUCCAAAUACCAAAGCAAGACACGGUAAAUGCUGCUGAAUCAAAGAUAACAAAUUUAAUAUACUUAAAACAUACCUUGGAACUAGUAGAUCCUUUAAAGAUUGCUCUGAAAAACUGUAACACACCAUUAUUAAGAGCUUACUAUGGUUCCUUGGAAGACAAGAGGUUUGGAAUCAUACUUGAAAAGAUUAAAACAGUAAUCAAUGAUGAUGUGAGAUACAUGAAAGGAUGCCUGAAUAUGAGGACACAGAAGUGCUAUGCAGUGAGGUCUAACAUAAAUGAAUUUCUUGAUAUAGCUAGAAGAACAUAUACAGAGAUUGUGGAUGACAUAGCAGGAAUGAUAUCACAACUUGCAGAAAAAUACAAUCUUCCUUUAAGGACAAGUUUUAGCUCUGCACGAGGAUUUUUUAUCCAGAUGACUACAGAUUGUACAGCCCUACCCAGUGAUCAGCUUCCUUCAGAAUUUAUUAAGAUUUCAAAAAUGAAAAAUUCUUACAGCUUUACAUCAACAGAUUUAAUUAAGAUGAAUGAAAGAUGCCAAGAGUCUUUGCGAGAAAUCUAUCACAUGACUUAUGUGAUAGUGUGCAAACUGCUUAGUGAGAUUUAUGAACAUAUUCAUUGCUUAUAUAAACUAUCAGACACUGUAUCAAUGUUGGAUAUGCUACUGUCAUUUGCUCAUGCCUGCACUCUUUCUGACUAUGUUCGACCAGAAUUUACUGAUACUUUAGCUGUCAAACAGGGAUGGCACCCUAUUCUUGAAAAAAUAUCUCUGGAAAAACCUGUUGCUAACAAUACCUAUAUUACAGAAGGGAGCAAUUUUUUGAUCAUUACUGGACCAAAUAUGAGUGGCAAAUCAACAUAUUUAAAACAGAUUGCUCUGAGUCAGAUUAUGGCCCAGAUUGGAUCAUAUGUUCCAGCAGAAUAUUCUUCCUUUAGAAUUGCUGAACAAAUUUUUACAAGAAUCAGUACUGAUGAUGAUAUUGAAACAAAUUCAUCAACUUUUAUGAAGGAAAUGAAAGAGAUAGCAUAUAUUCUACAUAAUGCUAAUGACAAAUCACUCAUAUUAAUCGAUGAGCUUGGCAGAGGUACUAAUACAGAAGAAGGUAUUGGCAUUUGUUAUGCUGUUUGUGAAUAUCUGCUGAGCUUAAAGGCAUUUACAUUGUUUGCUACACAUUUUCUGGAACUGUGCCAUAUGGAUGUCCUGUAUCCUAAUGUAGAAAACAUGCAUUUUGAAGUUCAGCAUGUAAAGAAUACCUCAAGAAAUAAAGAUGCAAUUUUAUAUACCUACAAACUUUCUAAAGGACUAACAGAAGAAAAAAAUUAUGGAUUAAAAGCUGCAGAAGUAUCAUCACUUCCACCAUCCAUUGUCUUAGAUGCCAAAGAAAUCACAAGUCAAAUUACAAGAGAAAUUUUGCAAACCCAAAGGAGUACCCCUGAGAUGGAAAGACAGAGGGCUGUGUAUCAUCUAGCCACUAGGCUUAUACAAACUGCUCGAAACUCCCAAUUAGAUCCAGACAGUUUACGAACAUAUUUAAGUAAUCUCAAGAAAAGGUAUGAAGAAGAUCUGCCCAGAGCUGAAGAAGUUCCAGAAAAGACUGAAGAAUAA